GACAAACAAUCAAAAACAUCAUGUUGGCACUUUUCCUGACCGCAGAGCUUACUGGCGUAACCGAUCUCGCCCCCAUCGACACUGAAGACAGCCCUUUCUACUACACAUUCAAAGUGCAAUGUACUUCAUGUCGUGAGGUUCACCCCAAUUGGGUCAGCGUGAGCAGAUUUGAACAAAACGAGGUCUCCGGCAGCAGAGGCGAGGCCAACUUUGUCUGGAAGUGCAAGAACUGCAAGAGAGAACACUCUGCCAACAUCAAGGAAGCACCCAAGGCUGUGGUCCAAAACGACACCCCCAAGAGCCAGAAGAUCAUCGAGUUCGAUUGCAGAGGUCUCGAAUUCGUCGAGUUCAAGCCAGAUGGCGAGUGGAAGGCCACCGGCAUCGAAUCCAACACAAAAUUCGACGCCAUCGACCUGACAGAAGGCGACUGGUACGACUACGAUGAAAAGGCCAGCGAAGAAGUCAGCAUUCAAGGCCAGAAAUGGGAGAUUAAGCGCGCUUGAUAGCUAUGACGACGCAAUUCCUAGAGAAUUUCUGCUUGGAAAUGCUAAGACAAAGUCUUUGGUAAAAAGAGCCUCCAUAUCAGCUCACUUCUUGGAAUUACGAGCACGGUACUCGGCUACAAGAGUCGCUUUAGGACAAAAUGUCAAAACCUUCGAUUCUUCGCAUUAUUAAUCCACAAGAGUCAUGGGUCAUGUCACCUUCUGAACUGUUGGCGAAAAGGGCUUCAGGCAUCCCGGUCGUGCAAGUGAUUGUGGUUUAUAUCGACGAUUUAAAAUACGGCGGCCAAGAGCGUCAUAACAUCAGGUAUC
Aureobasidium subglaciale EXF-2481 is the source of this 812-nucleotide messenger RNA. RefSeq lists its product as uncharacterized. NCBI's taxonomy places the organism in Eukaryota, Fungi, Ascomycota, Dothideomycetes, Dothideales, Saccotheciaceae. The record is from RefSeq and is a predicted model, not a curated record. The transcript is spliced from 5 exons. The coding region runs from base 21 to 503 and encodes 160 amino acids. Gene Ontology annotation, molecular function: zinc ion binding.